Darwinula stevensoni is the source of this 675-nucleotide messenger RNA. Lineage: Eukaryota; Metazoa; Arthropoda; Ostracoda; Podocopida; Darwinulidae. The record is from the annotation of a GenBank genome assembly.
UUUCAAUCUAAAGUAAAUACACCAGAGAACUUCUCUGAAUUGGGCUUCUUUGAACUCAUUUUCACAGACGAACUCCUUGAUCUAAUAGUGACAGAAAUAAAUAGAUUUGCAUCUGACUUCAUUUCGAAAACAACUCUGAGUGAAUAUUCAAGGGUAAAGAAAUGGAAAUACCUCUCUGUACAGGAUCUUCGUGUACUGAUGUUGAUGGGAAUUACAAAGCGGCCCACUAUUCAGUCGUACUGGACAACUGAUGAAUUUUUCAUCAUCCCUGUUUUUGGCAAACUCAUGUCUGUCAAUCACUUUCUACUCAUUGCAAAGUUCCUGCACUUUACUGACAACAGUCUGGCUGUUCCUGGAAAUAAAUUUUCCGCCAAUUAUAUGAACCUGGGGAAAAUUGUCUAUGGACGAGUCAUUGAUGCUAUGGAAGGGCCUGGAAACGAUACACGAAAGACUAAGCUGCAAAAUGGGGGAUCAAAUCCUAUGAGCUCUAUGAGUCUGAUGAGUAUGCUCGUGGUUGACUUGAAUGCAUACACAGGCAAGGCAGUUGAACCAUCAGAAAUCCCUGUAACACAGAAAGCUGUCUUAGACCUCGUGGACUCUGGUGGCUUCAUCCCAGAUCUUCUCAUGAAGCUGAAGUCAUUGGGAUAUAACAGCUGUGGUACAGUGCAAGCUGGC